GGUUGCAAGUCAUUGUUAUGCAAAAACCAUUUCUUGCCCAUCACCACUGUGGUGGUCUGAAGGUAACAUGGCAAGACUUGUUAAUAGAGAGCUAGCUGAGGUCAACAUGGAUUAUGUGAAUCUACAGGAGUCUUCGGUAAGAAUGCAUACUAAUGGAAGGAACCUUGCUUUACCAGAUCCAAGGAGAAGGUUAUUCACACUGGUUGGUGUUGGAUUUGGACUCCUUUGCAUCGUGCAAGCUGCUCUUAACGUUUCACUCCGCCUGACUCUCUCGGCUGUUCGCAGAAAUGACACAGACCAGCAAAGAUUUCUCACUGGAAAGUAUAUCAAACAAGGAUGGGUGUAUUUUCAUACCAGUUUUUAUUUUAUUUCUUCCACCAAGAAGUCUUGGCAAGAAAGUAGAAAGUUUUGUCAGGAACAAAGUGCAGAUCUGGUGAUUAUAAACACCGAAGAGGAACAGGAUUUUACAAGACAGUUUCACAGACUCACAUGGAUUGGAGUUCAUAAUGUGUCCAGAACAGGACAGUGGACAUGGGUGGAUGGGACUCCACUGACAAAAAGCUAUUGGGGACCUGGAGAGCCAAACGGUUACGAAGGCAGAAAUGAAAACUGUGUGGAGAUAAGGUUCUUUGAUCGUCAAAACAGCUGGAAUGAUAUACCAUGUGAAGAUCAAAACUUUUGGAUCUGUGAGAAAGAAGCAGCUUUGUAAAGAAACAAUUCAAGCCAGAGAAAGGUGAAACAGAUGUGAAGUUAACUGAACUCCAAGUUCAAUCGUUGAUGAAGAAAGCUGCUUUCAGUUCUAUGCUGAAAAAUUGACUUUAGAUUUUAACUGAGGAAUAGGGUGUCAUAUAAUAAUAAUAAUUUAACUUUAUUAAUCUCACCAUUGAGCAAUUUGCCUCUGCAUUUAACCUAUCCCCUUGGGGAGCAGUGGGCUGCAUUUAUGUGGCGCACAGGGGAGCAGUAUGGGGUUAAGGGAAUAGAACUGGGUACUUCUACUGGUAACCUUCUUAGAGCAAAAGCACACUGCUCUUACCUCUAGGCCAACACUUCAAACAAUGACUCAUGCAUAAUUUACUCUGAAAGAGCAAAUAGUCAUAUGAAAGUAAUGAGUAAUAUUUUUGUUAAUUGGAAAAUAACCAGUACUGGAUGUGAGAGUUAAUUUACCUUGUUUGCCAACAUAAAAAAAAUAAUCAAAAAGUACAUUUGAAAAACUUAUAUUUAAAAUCUGAAUUCAUGUAUUACAAUUAGUACAUUGGGGGCACACACAUGCAAGAAUGAUGUGUACUGCAGGAAUCUCACCAGAGACUGCAAACAAACACAACAUAUCUAUUUUUCUGUUACCUCUAUUGUUCAACAGCAAAUAUUGAUAACACAGUAAUUGCUUGUUAUUGUUAUUUGAAUUCUUAACUUUGUAACAUUUGUUAUUGUUUUGUCAUUGUACUAUAAUUUGUGUUUGAAAUUAACUGUGUUUUUUUUUUUGUCAUGAAAGAGUCUAAGCCAACCUAAUUUAUAAAGGUAACCUUAAAA
This is a messenger RNA of Cyprinodon tularosa, 1527 nucleotides long. Its product is annotated as CD209 antigen-like protein E. Gene Ontology annotation, molecular function: carbohydrate binding. The record is from RefSeq and is a predicted model, not a curated record. Lineage: Eukaryota; Metazoa; Chordata; Actinopteri; Cyprinodontiformes; Cyprinodontidae. The coding region runs from base 68 to 709 and encodes 213 amino acids. Gene Ontology annotation, biological process: biological process involved in interspecies interaction between organisms. The transcript is spliced from 6 exons. Gene Ontology annotation, cellular component: external side of plasma membrane.